AUGGAUAUCUGUAUGGACAAGGAGCCAGAUGGUGUUGUGGUCUAUGCUAAUGGUGAUUCUUGUAAUCCCAUUCAAGAAAAUGUCUCUGUACUGCCUCCUUUAGAUUCAGUACCACGCGAUGACGAAGCCGCUGCUGAGGAAACAGAGCUCCGAUACACAGAGGAGAACAUUGAAGUGAAAGAAUAUGAUGUUAAAGAGUGUACAAGUGAAAUCCCAGUUGGUAAGCCAUCAGAAGAAGAUGGUGGAGGCUCUAAAACUGUACAUAAGUCGGCUUUACCCGUGAAACAUGGUUCGAAACCGGGUCGUGGGAGUAACAAAAUGAGGAACACCGUUCCACAGCCGUUUGCUUUAGCCACUGAGAAGCGUGCUUCAUCCGCAACACGUUCGUUUGCUGGUGAAUCUCAUGAAGUGGUAGCGGCUGUGUCGAAAGUGUUUCCGGAUGGGUAUAGUAAAGUACAAAAUCAGGCCACAAAGGUACCUAGGAAACCAUUGCAGCCAAAGAACAAGAAGCUUUCUGAUGAGGAAGAUUCUUGCUCUGUUGCUUCUUAUGCUACUUCGGCUGCAAAGUCUUCGAAAUCAAGAACUAUUGUCACCGUAGCUCCAUCGUUUAGAUCCACUGAACGUGCAGAGAAGCGAAAGGAGUUCUAUACAAAGCUGGAGGAGAAACACCAAGCUAUGGAGGCUGAGAAAACGCAGAGCGAAGCAAGGAACAAGGAAGAAAACGAUGCAGCGUUAAGGAAGUUAAGAAAGAGUUUGAUGUUCAAAGCAAGCCCAAUGCCAAACUUUUAUCAUGAAGGGCCUCCUCCAAAGGUUGAACUUAAGAAGGUAACACACAAGGCUCCUCCAACUAGAGCAAAGUCGCCAAAACUUGGUCGAAGGAACACAAAAGAAGGGAACAGAGCAAAAGGUGCUUCGAGGCGGCAUGAAACUCGAAAGACUCUAGUCAUCUCCAAAGAAGCUUGUGAUGAUAAUAAGACCACACAGCAUUCUGAUGACCAGAUAAACCGGAAUUUGGUACCGGAGACCGCUUUGGCAUGCUAA
Messenger RNA from Microthlaspi erraticum, 1041 nucleotides. The record is from the annotation of a GenBank genome assembly. NCBI's taxonomy places the organism in Eukaryota, Viridiplantae, Streptophyta, Magnoliopsida, Brassicales, Brassicaceae.